This is a messenger RNA of Salvia miltiorrhiza (redroot sage), 1642 nucleotides long. RefSeq lists its product as uncharacterized. The transcript has 10 exons. NCBI's taxonomy places the organism in Eukaryota, Viridiplantae, Streptophyta, Magnoliopsida, Lamiales, Lamiaceae. Bases 538 to 1365 code for a protein of 275 amino acids. The record is from RefSeq and is a predicted model, not a curated record. Gene Ontology annotation, cellular component: membrane; endoplasmic reticulum. Gene Ontology annotation, biological process: lipid homeostasis.
UUUAAGCUCUCUCUCUCUCCUCUCUCCUCUCUCAUUCAUUGUUUCGGUUGGAGAUUCAAUACACAGCACCACCCAACCGAGAAAACCAAAAAGGGAACACACUGCAUUCACGUAUUGACACACACACACCGUUUCCAUUUUCUCGAUAAUCUUACAUCGAUUCUACUUUCCUUUCUCGUGCUUACUUCAACGUCUCUCCAAACUCUCCUUUUUCCCGUAUUAUUCGCCUUCAAGUUUCUCUUUCAUCAAUUUCCCAAACCCACCAAGAAACACAAAUCAAAAUCCCAUCUCCCUCUCUCCCCCUCUCGCUCGCAAGAAUGAAGAAUGCGUUUGAUUGCCCUAGAGGGUUUUUCGAUUUCCCAACUAAUUAGGUCUUCUUACAAGACAGGAAAUAUGGCAUUUACGCCACCCUGUCUCUGCUGGCUCUCACAUUUUAAAUUUCAUCUCAAAUUAGGCAAAAUAGUUUCUCUGUGUUUGCUUCAAUUUGAAAGGAGCCAGAGUAUUAUCAAGUUCUACAUGGUCCACUAAUUCAGAGUGAUGGGGCGUUCUUUAAGAACUGUUGGGACACUUAAAGCUUAUCAAAACCAGGCUGGUGUGCUGGUCAAAAACUAUGUACUAGCGGAUCCUUACAUUCCAUACACUUCUAUUGUUCUUGGAAUGUUGACUUGCAAAUUGGCCUACGAUCUAUGUCAGCUCAUCAGCACUUUUUAUUCCAGAAAUUAUAAUGCCCUUACUAAGAUACAAAGGAUGGAGUGGAAUAACCGUGGCAUUUCCACUCUCCAUGCGGUUUUUAUUUCGAUUAUGUCUUUGUACUUUGUAUUCUGGUCUGAACUUUUCUCUGAUCAAAAUCAUUCUGGAUUAGUUACAUUCAGAAAUUCAUCUAUCUCAACAUUUGCACUUGGGCUCUCUGUUGGCUACUUCUUGUCAGAUCUUGGAAUGAUCUGUUGGCGGUAUCCUUCUUUGGGUGGACCUGAGUAUGUUCUCCAUCACUCAAUUUCGGCAAUUGCAGUUGCAUAUGCCAUGUACAUGGGGGAGGGACAGCUUUACACAUUUAUGGUUCUGAUAUCUGAGAUAACAACACCUUGGAUCAAUAUUAGAUGGUAUCUUGAUGUAUCUGGAUUGAAGAGAUCCACUGCAUAUCUUAUCAAUGGAGUCGUCAUAUUUUUUAGUUGGUUGGUGGCAAGAAUUCUUUUGUUUGGUUACAUGUUCUACCACGUCUAUCUUCAUCACGACCAGGUGAUGCAGAUGCACACUGCUGGUUUUCUUCUGGUGUUUGUCGUACCUGUGGCACUCGCGAUCAUGAACUUGAUGUGGUUCGGGAAGAUCCUCAAGGGUUUGAAGAAGACCUUAUUGAAAAAAAAAUGACAAUUACAAUGCUGUAGAUAUCCCCAGCAUUUGUGCGAUUAAGAUUCGGAUUCUGAGGGAAAGAGGCGAAUUCAACAACAUACACGAUAGCGGAUAGAUUUCACACUUGAUGCUGGAAAUCAACAUGCUGUCAAUACUUCCAACAGACCACACUCUUUGUGUCUAAAGACAGAAGAUGAUAUGAUUCUCUACUUUAACUCUUCAUCUUGUAAAGAGGCUUAUCUUUAGCAGGGAAAACAGAGCUGUGGGGAAAGAAAGUAAAGAGCACUUUUCUAUA